This is a messenger RNA of Xiphophorus couchianus (Monterrey platyfish), 1724 nucleotides long. RefSeq lists its product as uncharacterized. Lineage: Eukaryota; Metazoa; Chordata; Actinopteri; Cyprinodontiformes; Poeciliidae. The transcript has 8 exons. Bases 291 to 1724 code for a protein of 477 amino acids. The record is from RefSeq and is a predicted model, not a curated record.
CGUAUUUUUUUAAAUAACACCUUUAAUUCAUUUUCGGGAAAACAUCUGUACAUAAGUGUAAUAUUGUAAAAUAAUUUAGCUUUAAAUUAAAAUUGGAAGCCUUUGUAAUCUAAAAUGCCUGUUUUCCUGUAAACUGGAAGUUAACAGUUUACAAUAAAGCUGUUAACUUUUCUGUAAGUAAACGUGUAAGUUAACGGUUCUGUAAAUUCACUUUGGCAGUGAAGGAGACACUAACGGUUGGAGCUCUUAACGGAAGUUGAUAUUCGAGUGGAAGCGCCAGUCCUCCGGAGAUGUCGGAAAGUCGGUCUGACACGCUCUCAUUUGACAAUCAAGAAAUGGCGAGAGUUCUUGUAACAACAUUCAAAAAUGAAAAAGAGACUUCGAAAAACAUUUUCAGUGUUUCAACUGCCAGCAAUCUUGUUGAGGAGAUUCUUGCCAACCAUUCUGGAUUUUUGCUGGACAGGCUACAGAAAUUUAAUUCUGACUUCUUGGAGUACAUUGAUGUUGACAUUAAUGUUGAAAUUAAGGACUUGGACAGAUUCUACGUGUUUCUAUCAACUGGAGGGCCCCUGGUAGAAGUGUCUCGUGAGGAGCAAAUUCCAAACCAGCCCCAUGCUAAUUCAGGAGAAGACGGUCAGACCCAUACAGGAGAAGACAGUGAGCCUCUAAAAUCGCUCCUAAUGAAAAAAGCACCACAAAUCUUUGAGGAGUAUGAAAACACAGGCUUCCUGUCAGGGAAGUCAAGAAAAUGUAUAGUGAAAAUGUGCGUGGGAGACCUAGUUCAGAGUUAUCCUCUUAGUGGAGACAAGUUAGCCUUAGCGAAGAGCAUCAUUACCAUCUUCCCAUCUCUGAGUAUCCAGGUGGCUGGAGAAGGGGAGGGAUUUGAGCAUUUCUAUGAUCCAGCAUCCCACAGUGGAUUCAUUGAGAUAAAAUUGCGUAACCUUCGGCGGAAUCUACAACAACAUGAAAGACGCUACAGAAAGCGAAAAGUAACCAGUUACCCGGAGGAUGCACAAACAUCCAGUGCAACCGAGACCGAAAAUGAUAAUACCAUGAAUGAAUGGGUAACCUUGAUCAAGAGAUUGCGGCCCUCUUCGGAAAACCUUUCAGUAAUAAAGUCUGGGAUGGAAAAAACAUUCACACAGCGCAGAGCAUGGAUUACAAGGGAAUCGCCCACACUUGCAGAAAUAUUGCGUGAAUAUCCACGAUUUAUGGACAUGCCGAGUCUGCUGGACUCAGAGUUUGGAAGGUUGACAGGUGAAAAGACAGACCUUUUCCUUCGUAGAUGGGAGACCAACAUCAUGCCAAAACUUAGAGUUGUGGCUGCCAUGGAACCUGGACUCAGCACUCUUUUGAGAGGAUUUGAAAACAUGACUGAAGAGGAGGCUUGUUACAGAACACUCGUGGUACUAACACACCUUCUGCCCCCUGUUAGUGGAAGACAAUGUAGCGUCAAGGAAACAAUAACACACCUUCUAGAUUUUGUGCCGACUGGAACAAGAAUAGCAUCCCUCUGCAAUGAUUCUGCUACUUCAUCAACAAACCAUCAGCCCCAGCUCAUCUGCAUCGGUAAUCUGCGGUCGUCAAAGCAGUAUGUCAUCGUUGCAAAAAAUGACAAAGUCACCAUCCCCCUGGACGAUGGACUCACAUGUGCUGUGGACAAGCUUUUUAAGCUGUACUGGGUGUUUAACUUGUGUUAUCCAUCCCAACUUUACAUUUUUUGA